Molecule: messenger RNA, 5789 nt
Organism: Cicer arietinum (chickpea)
Lineage: Eukaryota; Viridiplantae; Streptophyta; Magnoliopsida; Fabales; Fabaceae
Product: sister chromatid cohesion protein PDS5 homolog A-like
Biological process (GO): DNA repair; mitotic sister chromatid cohesion
Cellular component (GO): chromatin; nucleus
Source: RefSeq, a predicted model, not a curated record
AACGAAAGGCGAGUGAAGAGGAGAAAGAGAAAGAGAAAGAGAAAGAGAAAGAGAAAGAGAAAGAGAAAGAGAGAAGUAAUAAAGAACAAAACUUAACAUCGUCAGCGUAUGACAGAAACAAAAACAAAAAUAAAACCCUCUUUCUUUUUCUUCUUCUUCUUCUAGUCAUUUUAAUUUUAAUUUUAAUUUUAAUUUUAAUUUUAAUUUCAAUUUUAAUUCCCUUCCUCUAUUCUCAACCUGUUUUCGUUCACUUCAUGAAAGAGCACUCAAACGGCAUCGUUUGACCGAAAGAGAGAGUAAUUAUGGCUGAGAAAGCUUACCUACAACUGAAGGAGCUAGGAUCCAAGCUCGACAUCGUUCCCACUUCCAAAGACGCUCUCAUCAAACUCUUGAAGCAAGCGACCACAUGCCUUGCUGAGUUGGAUCAGUCACCUUUGACUACAACACGGGAUUCAAUGAACCCCUUUUUUAAUGCAAUUGUUAAGCCAGAAUUGCUUAAGCACCAAGAUAGGGAUGUCAAGCUUCUAGUUGCAACAUGUAUUUGUGAGAUAACUCGGAUCACUGCACCAGAAGCUCCUUAUAAUGAUGAAAUUCUAAAGGAUACCUUUCGGUUGAUUGUAAGCACUUUUAGUGGUCUAAGUGAUACUAGCGGUCUAUCCUUUGGACGGAGAGUUGUUAUAUUGGAGACUCUUGCAAAAUAUAGGUCGUGUGUUGUGAUGUUGGAUCUUGAAUGUUAUGAUCUGGUGAAUGAAAUGUUCAGUACUUUCGUUACAGUUGCCAGAGAUGAUCACCCAGAAAGUGUCCUGUCAUCCAUGCAAACUAUAAUGGUGGUUCUCUUAGAAGAGAGCGAAGAUGUGCACGAGGAUCUGUUAUCUAUUUUACUUUCUACAUUAGGCCGUGGAAAUAAAGGUGUUACUAUGGCUGCAAGAAGACUUGCCAUGAAUGUCAUACAGCAAUGCAUGGGAAAACUUGAACCCUGCAUUAAACAGCUUUUGCUAUCGUUGAUGUCUGGAGAUAGCAAGCUAGUGAACAGACAAAUUGAAUACCAUGGAAUUAUCUAUGAUCUGUAUUGCUGUGCUCCUCAGAUCCUUUUUGGAGUUCUCCCUUAUGUGACCGGAGAGCUACUGACGGACCAAUUGGAAACCCGCUUGAAAGCAAUGAACUUGGUUGGUGAUAUGAUUUCUCUUCCUGGAACUUCCAUUCCUGAAGCAUUUCAGCCCAUAUUUUCAGAAUUCUUAAAAAGGUUGUCUGAUAGAGUUGUUGAGGUUCGAAUGUCUGCCCUUGAGCAUGUAAAGAACUGUCUGCUGUUGAAUCCUUUUAGAGCCGAAGCUUCACAGAUAUUAUCUGCACUUUGCGAGCGGCUGCUGGAUUUUGAUGAAAAUGUUCGAAAGCAUGCUGUGGCUGUUAUAUGUGAUGUGGCAUGUCAUGCCCUAAAUGCAAUUCCACUUGAAACUGUGAAACUUGUAGCAGAACGGCUUCGUGAUAAAUCUCUACUUGUUAAAAAGUAUACAUUGGAGAGAUUGGCUGAAGUGUAUAGAGUUUUUUGUGAGAAAAGCUUUGUCGCAGACAAUCUCAAUGGGUAUGACUGGAUUCCUGGAAAGAUUGUUAGAUGUUUCUAUGACAAAGAUUUCAGAUCUGAUAUAAUUGAAUCUGUUUUAUGUGGAUCCUUAUUUCCAGUAGAGUUUUCAAUUAGUGAUAUUGUUAAACACUGGGUUGGAAUUUUCUCUGGAUUUGAUAAAGUGGAGGUCAAGGCUCUUGAAAAGAUAUUGGAGCAGAAACAAAGGUUACAGCAAGAGAUGCAGAAGUAUCUGUCUCUGAGGCAGAUGCAUCAGGAUAAAGAUGUUCCUGAGGUCCAAAAAAAGACUUUUUUCUGUCUCAGAGUAAUGUCCCAUUCGUUUUCUGACUUCAUAAAGGCCGAAGAGAGUUUCCAGAUUCUUGAUCAGUUAAAAGAUGCUAAUAUCUGGAAGAUUUUGGCAAAUCUUGUUGACCCAAAUACUACCCUCCAUCAAGCACGCACCUAUCGGGAUGAUUUGCUUAAAAUACUUGGUGUGAAGCAUCGUCUCUAUGAUUUUCUUAAUACCUUCUCUGUGAAGUGCUCGUACGUGCUUUUCAACAAGGAGCAUGUAAAAGCGAUUCUUGCAGAAACAGUAGCUCAAAAUUCUGCAGAGAAUGCUCACUGCACACAAUCUUGCAUUAAUUUAUUGGUGAUCAUUGCUCGUUUCUGUCCAUUGCUUCUUAGUGGUAGUGAGGAGGAACUGGUGAAUCUACUGAAGGAUAAUAAUGAUAAGAUUAAAGUGGGUAUUCUGAAUGUUUUAGCUAAGGCCGGUGCUACUAUUCGUAAACAACUUUCAGUAACAUCAAGUUCAGUAGACCUUAUAUUGGAGAGGUUAUGUUUAGAAGGCAGUCGGAGACAGGCAAAGUAUGCUGUCCAUGCAUUGGCUGCAAUAACAAAGGAUGAUGGCCUCAAGUCUCUUUCUGUUCUAUACAAGAAACUUGUAGAUAUGCUGGAAGAAAAAACACAUCUGCCUACUGUAUUGCAGUCUCUGGGGUGUAUAGCGCAGACUGCAAUGCCUGUUUUUGAAACUAGAGAGAGUGAAAUUAAAGAAUUUAUAACAGACAAGAUUCUAAAAAGUGAUGGUAAAGAUCACACUAGAACAUCUUGGGAUGAUAAAAGCGAUCUCUGUAUGUUGAAGAUAUAUGGCAUUAAAACCUUAGUAAAUAGCUACUUGCCUGUCAAAGAUGCUCAUGUUCGUCCUGAUAUUGAAAGUCUUCUGGAUAUCCUUAGGAAUAUACUAUCUUUUGGUGAAAUAUCGAAGGACUUGCAAUCAAGUCCAGUUGAUAAGGCCCAUUUGAGGCUUGCUGCUGCAAAGGCUGUUAUUCGUUUGUCAAGGCUAUGGGAUCAAAAGAUACCAGUUGAUAUUUUCCACUUAACUUUAAGGCUAUCUGAGAUUAGUUUUCCUCAAGCUAAGAAGGUUUUCUUAAGCAAAGUUCACCAAUAUGUUAAAGACCGCCUUUUGGAUACCAAAUAUGCAUGUGCCUUCUUAUUCAACAUAUUUGGAUCCAAGCCACAUGAAUUUGCAGAGGAUAAACAGAAUCUGACAGACAUUAUUCAAAUGCACUAUCAUGCGAAGGCACGGCAAAUUCCUGUGCAAUCAGAUGCAAUUUCCUCGACCAUUUACCCGGAAUACAUCCUUCCAUACCUAGUUCAUGCACUUGCUCAUCACUCAUGUCCCAAUGUUGAGGAGUGCAAGGAUGUUGGAGCAUAUGAUAAUACAUACCGGCAGUUGCACCUAAUACUGUCAAUAUUACUCCAAAGAGACGAAGGUGCCAAGUCAGAAGAAACUACUGACAAAGAAAAGGAAAUUAUAUCUACCAUCACUUCUAUCUUUCAGAGUAUCAAACUUUCUGAAGACACGGUUGAUACAUCAAAGACAAAGAAUUCUCAUGCAAUAUGUGACCUUGGGUUAGCAAUAACUGAACGGUUAGUGCAGAAGGAUGUUGAUCUGCAAAAAUUGUCCCAUUCAAUGCCUCUGCCUCCAAUGCUAUACAAAGCAUUUGAGAAGAAGGAAGGAGAUGACACUAUGAUAAGUGAGGUGAAAAGCUGGGUUGUGGAUGACUCCACAUUGGCUCACUUUGAAUCUCUUGAACUGGAAAUGGUUCGAUCCCAAUUAGCUGAGGAUGAAGCUUCAAAGGACAAUGAAGAAAAGGAAAAUGAAAUGCCUCUGGGAGUGAUGUUAAAGCACAUCAAAUCUCAGGGAAUUAGUGGCAAAAAAGUAAAAAAAGUGAAGUCUGUGCCAGCUGAAACAAAAAAGGUUGAAAAUGAUAAUGGCAUCUUAAAUACGGACCGACAGACCAACUUGGACAACAUGGGGUCAUCUAUUAAUGUUGAACCAUGUAAUGGUCGUGGGCAUUCUUUAAGUAAGAAAACACCGAAGGAUCCAGAGCAUACUACAGGUCAAAAAAGAAAAACUGGAGAAACAACACCUGCUCCCGUGUCUAAACGAAGUAGGUCUUCCUCUGCUCAUGGUAAACUGAGAUUAUCAACUAAUACGUUAAAUUCAUCUCCAAGAGGUUCAGGAGUAAACUCCCCUGGAGCAAAAUUAGUGUUGGAUGCAGAAAUAAAUCCUGAUACAGAUAGCGAAACCAUGCAGAGAAUAACAGUCAAAGACUUGUUAGUGUCCUCACUAAAACGAAAAGUUAAGGGCUCUGAAAGCUAUCAUAACGAAGAGUCGAAUAAACAUGUUGAAUACGACAUGAAGAGUCCUGAUGAUAUGAAACAAAGCGAAAAGACUACAAGUACUAAUUCCAAGUCAUCCACACAUUUUAGUAAAAAGACUAAAAGAAAAAGUAUUACAGGAUUGACUAAGUGCGCGAUGAAGGAAGGUGAAAUUGAUACUGAAGAUCUAAUUGGUUGCAGAAUUAAAAUUUGGUGGCCUACGGAUAAGAAAUAUUAUGGAGGCACUAUAAAGUCUUAUGAUCCUUCAAAAGGGAAACAUGUGAUAUUAUAUGAUGACGGAGAUGUAGAAAUACUCCGUUUGGAAAAGGAGCGCUGGGAGCUUUUGGACAAGGGUCGUAAAUCUACUAAGAGGAUAAAACUCUCUGGGCACAAAAAUAAAGGUUCAAGUGGUUCACCAAGUAAAAAGAAAAAAGAGAUAGUUAAUGGUAAACAAUCUCCAAGCAAGCCUGUAAAACAUAGACAAAAGCAUGCAUCAAAAAGUUAUUUCCAUCAAGAGGAGGCCAAAGAGACUUCUGAUAUAUCAAAUCCUGAAGAGACCAUGACCUCUAAAGCUGAUGAGAUGAACUCAGGUGGUUCAGAAGAGGAACUGGCUACAGGGAUGGAUGAAAUCACAACAAAGGGGAAGAAAUCUAACAAGAAAGUAAGAUCUGUUUCCAGAAAAAAGAGGCUCAAGAAAACCAAGAAUUUUCGUUAUAUGGAAGAAUCAGACCAAGAUAAACAGGAUUAUAGUGAUAUGAUUUCUGAAGAUAAAGAGAGUGUCCCACAAUAUAGCUCAGAAGAGAGAAAAGCGGAUGAAUCAACUGAAGCUCUGAGGGAAAAUGUUCAAGGAGAAGAAGAAUUGGAGUCUGAGGGGGAUCAAGAUAACAGCGAUGUUGGGGUUAGUCCUGGAGAAACAGAGAAAUCACAUAUAGAGCCAUCAAGUCCUGAUGAUGUCAGCAUUGCUGAGAUUUCUGACGACGUUCCUUUGAGCAAAUGGAAGUGUCAGACGGGUAAGAAAAACUCAAGGAAAACGCGGUGAGCAGUUUAACAGCUGUAGCUUGUCUCUGUCAAGAUUGCUGCAGAGGUGGUGAUGUGCUGUACAAGUAUUGGCGUGAAUGAUGACUGUGGAAUUGGAGAUAUUUUGUUAUUAACAUAUUAAUAGUUAUGCUCCAUGCCUUACUACAGUCACACUGUUGAAUGUGUAAAAUAACACUAGUUGAAAAGGAAAAUUUGAAAGAUUUUUUUUAGGGUUAUGUUCCUGAUAAAUGAAUGACCUUUUGUUAGUACAGGUGAUAGGUUCAGCAUAUGAUUCAUUUAGGUGUUUGCUUACCCUUCCAACAUAGAUGAUAUAAUUGACCGGGACAAGAUAAUCAACAAUGUGUACAGCUAUAUGUGGGGAUAUUCGUAUCUUUAUUAUUUAUACUUCUGUAUUGUUAACUGAUGAAACUUUAAAGGACAACCAUACUAUCAACUCCUUAAUUUGUAUGGAAUCAUUGACACCAAAAACAGGGUGAAGAAUUCAAAAUUUGUAUUUAAAUCACCAAGAGAAUAGAGGUAUUUAAAUUUAGCAUGA